Molecule: messenger RNA, 1654 nt
Organism: Selaginella moellendorffii
Lineage: Eukaryota; Viridiplantae; Streptophyta; Lycopodiopsida; Selaginellales; Selaginellaceae
Exons: 2
Coding region: 318-1181 (287 amino acids)
Source: RefSeq, a predicted model, not a curated record
AAGGAUUUAGGGUUUUAUGAUUUUUUCUGUGCGAGCAGGGGAGGGCGGGGCGAUCCUCUCCACCGCCAUAGCCAGCAAGGAGAUCGAUCGGUGAUCGGCGCCGCCCUCCCGUCUCGGUAAUCCGGGCCGCAUUCCCUGCGAUCCAACGCGCAGAUCUUUUGUUUCUUCGUUUUUUUCUCCCCUUUUUUUCUUUCUUUCUUUGGUUUCGAGCUUCGUUUCUUCGUAGCCUCUAUAGAGUUUUCUUCUCUUUCGAUCUGCUUUUCUUCUUUUCGAUUCUUUUGUAUAUUUGGUAGCGAGCUUCAAGCUAGGCGAGGGCGAUGAGCAGCAGUGUGACGGCAGUGCUCGAGGAGAGGUCGACGAACCAUCAGGAAGUAAGCGAAGAAGUAGUAGCGAUCCCAGAGGGCGCGGCCACCAAGCCCUUCUCCGCGUUUGGAUCAUACCGACAGCGUCACGGGGAUGUGGAGAACAUCAAUUUCAAGGCUGGGAUGUCGUCAGAGGCGCCGGCGAUACUGGGCUCAGUCGCUGGCGGCGGCACGGAUCUCGUCCAGGGCGGCGCUCACGGGAGCAAGAGCGCGCCCGUGAACAUCCCCAGAUCCUCGGGAAGCGGAGGCGGCAGCAAGGAUCCGGGGAUGCGCCGCAGGGUUCUUCGCCCCAGGAAUCGCGAGGUGGAGCUGGACGAGGCCUGGGAGCGCAAGAGGGACCAGCAUUUGCUCGAGGAGAUGAAGCAGGCGACCGAGAAUCGCCAGGCCCGAGCAGUGGGGCGGAGCGUCUCCGACUGUGGCGAGCGCCCGCUGCCACGGCUGGACAGCACUGCUCGCGCCGCGGAUAAGACGCGGUUUCGAGCUCGCAGCUUGACCGACGAGGAUCUGGACGAGCUGAGAGGAAGCAUCGAUCUGGGAUUUGGGUUUAGCAACCAGGCGGAUCCCCGGCUGUGGAACACGCUCCCGGCGCUGGAGCUGUGCUACGCGAUCAACCAGCAGUACCAGAACAAGGGCUCUCCCGUUUCGACGGUGGACGACGAUGGAACAGGCAGCGAUGGGACUGGCAGUCCCAUGAAUUCUCCCUCCUGGACCGUCUCCAGUCCUGGUGAUCAUCCCCAGCAAGUGAAAACACGAAUCAGGCACUGGGCUCAGGCGGUUGCUUGCACGAUUCGCCAGAAUUACAAGCAUGAAUCGUCGUGAUGGUGGUGGUGGUGGUGGUGGUGGUGGUGGUGAUUCAGUAUGACAAUCAAGACGAAGUAGAAAAAGCAAGAAGAACGAACCAAGAACAAGAAGAACAAGCGAGGUGCUAAGUACUCGAAUAAAGAUCAUCGAGUUUACGAAAACACGAAGGAAGUGGAGGCGGCGCGCGGUCGUGAAAGAGAGAUAAGCUUUCUAAUCUCUCUCUCUCUCUCACACGCACAAGCAGGGCUUAACUUCUAGCUUAUAUACAUACUUUCAAGACGUGGUUUUAGCUCUCUGACGAUUCUUAGAGAUUUCCAGCAACGCGCUUCAAGAAUUCAACACCUUCAACAACACCCGCAAGCGUGUUGGUGGUGGUGUUGCUCGAGGGGCCACCGAGCUGUGUAAGUUGCCCGCAUCAUCCAGCUCGUCGUCGUUGUUUAUAAGAAAAUACUAACUACAAGCCAGCAGAAUUCUUCCUCUUGUUUUUUCAA